Messenger RNA from Scheffersomyces coipomensis, 2478 nucleotides. Its product is annotated as putative ubiquitin-protein ligase. Gene Ontology annotation, biological process: ubiquitin-dependent protein catabolic process; protein ubiquitination. Gene Ontology annotation, molecular function: ubiquitin protein ligase activity. The record is from RefSeq and is a predicted model, not a curated record. The transcript has a single exon. Lineage: Eukaryota; Fungi; Ascomycota; Pichiomycetes; Serinales; Debaryomycetaceae. Bases 1 to 2478 code for a protein of 825 amino acids.
AUGUCAGGCGUAAACAUAACUGCUAAUCUAACAGAGACAGUCAACCAGGCUCUUGCUGACAAUCUUGUUAAUGAAGAAGAUGAUUGGUUUUUGAUUCGAUUAGUAACUGCUUUUAUAGAAGCUAUAUGGGAACAAAAGAAUACGUCAACUAGUAAUUAUCUGUUCAAUAGAGUGGGUGGAAUCACGACGUAUUGUUGUUCUGUGUAUGGUUUAUCAUGUUUGGUGAUGGCUCUUGUGUUGAAUCGAACUUUAGUGAUGGCUUCAACCAAUACUAAUCAUAUUCAACAAUUGGCUAUUAAUCGACAUCGGGAUAUUGUGGGAGUACCAAAACUGGCGGAAGUAUUGAAAAAGUUAAGUAUUAUCAGUUUUAGAAUUGGGGUGAUUAUGCUUUUGAUUUAUAAUGCCUUUAAUGUCUUAGUGGCUUUAAAUUUAUUAUCUCAUAUUGGAUUACUGGAUGAUCCAUUACCAUGGUUUUAUAAGUUAUUACUGGAUAAAUUAUUCACUUAUAAUGUUGAUUAUUUUGCAUCUCAUAAGUAUAUGAGUUCACCCAAGACUCAAGUUAUGAUUGGACCUACUAGUGAUAUGUAUUGGCCUAUAUUUUUGAAUUUCUGUUUACUGAGUUUUACUGAAACUUUUAUUUCCCUGAUUCAAGGUAGAAAACCAUAUACUGAAAGUGGUAUAACUAUAUUUGAACAUUCAUUAGCCUUUCAAGAAUUUAGUUGUAGUGGAGCCUUUUUCUUUGGUAAUUCUAAAUUUUUAAAGAGACCAACUGAACAAGUAUUGCUUGCUACAUUAUUUCUGAUUUUCAGUCAUUUAAAUAUUCAUUUGGGUGCUUUAUUAAAUGAUAAUAAAUAUAGAUUAAUUCCACUGUCAAUUAUUGGUAUUUCAUUCUUGAGUUAUUUUAUUUCAACUUUAUUCAAUUGGAAAAUAUUAGGAUUCCCCACUAUUUUAAUUAUGACUUUUACUCCUCAAGUAUUAAUCUUAUUUAUCAUAGCUAUAAGUUCUAUCAUCUUUAUUGCAGCUAUUAUAACCAAUGGUUUCAGUUUAGAAGAUUUAAACUAUGCUAGUUUUUUCAUUCAUGAUGUUAAUGAUGAUGAACCUGAUUUUAUUGCUCGUAAUUUCAAUAUUAAUUUAAGUGAUGAUUUUUAUACUGCUUUAUUAAAUGUUGGUAUGUUAGCUAUUACACUGGCAGGUAAAUCAAGUUAUAUAACUGAAUUAAGUCUUGUUACUGUUGAUGAAGAAACUUGGAUUGAAAGAAGUAUUUGGGAAAAGGUGAAACAAAAUUUUAAUAAACAUCAUCAACUGGGUCAAAAUUUAACUUUGAAUAGUUUUAUUAAUGAAUCAAAUGAAGUUAAAUCAGGUUAUGCUAAGUUAAUAACACUGCCAUCACAAAGAUUAAUCAAAGGAGGUUAUGAUAAUAAUAAUGAUCAUGGAGGUAAUGAUGAAUUCAAGUCCAAGAGUGUUUUCAGAAAAAGAUAUACUUAUAUUAGUAGAAUGGUUAAGGAUACUAUUCAAUUAUUAUGGGGGAUUAUAAUCAAUCGAAUUUUAUUUGGUAUGAUUCCGGAUGCAUUUAAAAAGUAUAUUUUAAGAAAACCCCUCAAACCAAGAGAAUAUUCAAUUAGAGAAUCUGAAUUAGAAUUUGAAAGAAGAAAAUAUAGAGUUCCAUCAUUUUUAAGAGGAUUAGUUAAACGAAGAGAAGCAAUAGAGAAGAGGAAUAUUAUUAGUAUUCUUGAUAGUUUCAGUGAAGAGAAAUUACAAGAAGAAUAUGCUGAAAUCUUAAAGGGAGAUCUUUUACCUGAAAUUGAUUCAUCGUCUGAUUAUGUGUUACAAGAAGAAUAUUAUAGUGAACUGGAGAUAGAGGAUAGUGAAUCUGAAAUUGAAUCUAUUGGUGGUGGUGGUGGAGAAAGCUCUAUCAUGAGAAAUAGAAUAACCGGAUAUGUUACCACGAAUAGUGAUAAUAAUAAUAAUAUUAGUGCUAUUCAAGAAUUGAUAACGGCGGAAGAAUUUAAUGAAAUAAUGAAUAAUCAAUCUGAUAAUAUAAAUGUCAUGCAAUAUCAUAUACUGAAUCGAAAUGAAGGAGUAUUAACUCGGUCACAGUAUAAGAAGGCAUUGGUAAGCACUUCGCGUCAUCAUCAUAAUGAAUAUCAAGAUACUAUUAGUCAUCAACAUAAUGAUCAUAAUGGUCAACAAGAUUCUUUAUUAAGUAGUGAUGAUAGUUUGAAAUUAUUAGAAUUGAUACUUGCUAAACGUGCCCAUAUUAAUCCUGAAACGCAUUAUAAUCAUCAAGAUAAUGAUGAAUUAUCAUCUAAAUUAGAUUGUGUGAUUUGUCAAACCAAUACUCGUGAGAUUAUAACUUGGCCAUGUAAAUGUUUUGCUAUAUGUGAAUCAUGUCGAUUAAGUUUAGUAAGUAAAGGGAUUGAAGGAUGUGUUUGUUGUCGUAGAGAAGUUGAAGGUGUAUCCAAAGUGUUUAUACCCUGA